CGGGGAACGAUACGCAGAAUGGACGUGUUCGUCGCAGACCCUCUCAAAGAGAUGGCUGUUGACCGUGAGGAUUGGGUUCAGAAUAAGCUAAGCCGGUGGCAAGAGUUCGCGAGCGAUGUGCAAUUUCAUGACGUUCCGGGCGAGCAUUACUCCAUCCUGGACGAGACCAACGUGUUGCGGUUUGCCGAGAAGCUGAAAGAAGUCCUGGAAGCACGAGAAGGACCGCUACGUCGUGAGCUUUAGUGAAAGUUUCUCCUGCAGCUCUUU
Molecule: messenger RNA, 267 nt
Organism: Colletotrichum acutatum
Lineage: Eukaryota; Fungi; Ascomycota; Sordariomycetes; Glomerellales; Glomerellaceae
Exons: 1
Coding region: 19-243 (74 amino acids)
Source: RefSeq, a predicted model, not a curated record